CAAAUGCAUGAAUCACGUGCUAUUAUCACAGCAUUUUGCUUGGUUGACUUUAAUUACCAACAAGCAGGUCCCUUCAACAUACCUACAAAACUUACUCAUUGGACGAAGGAAUUAACAAGGCACCAUGCUCAAAGGCAUAUUCUAGGUUUCGCUUAUCAAAAGGUGGCGCUGCCUUCCGUUAAGCUACUUUUCUACGUAAAAGGGAUGGUUGGCUUGGCCUACUUGGAUUUAACUAAUAAGGAUUUUAGUUGUGCUCAUAGGAGAUCGAAUUUAAUAGGAUUUGGAUUAGGAAAGGCUACCAAUAAGUAA
Dovyalis caffra is the source of this 309-nucleotide messenger RNA. The record is from the annotation of a GenBank genome assembly. NCBI's taxonomy places the organism in Eukaryota, Viridiplantae, Streptophyta, Magnoliopsida, Malpighiales, Salicaceae.